AGCGCAUUCCGCUUCAGGCCAAAAAAGCAUGUCGCCCGUCGCUCCCGCCCAGGUCGUCCUUAUCCCCCCAGACGCUGCGGCCGCUGCUGCUGCCCGCAACAUCUCGCUCGCAGCCGUUCCGCACCUCCCAAACAUAAACGUCUCGUUUCCGCACCUCCCAAACAUAAACGUCUCUCUUCCGCACCUCCCCCCAAACAACUUCACCCUCCCGCACAACUUCACGCUCCCGCACAUGCAAAUCCCUCCCGGGCUCGUCACCCCGCUCCUGUUCGUCGCGGGCGGCCUCAUCCUCGCCGUGCCCGUGUACUACUUGCUGCCUCUCCUGAUUGCCUGCAUUGGCUUCACGGCUCGAGGGGUCGUCAAGGGUUCACUCGCUGCCGCAUACCAGUCGGUUGUUCUCGGCGGACUGAUCUUCAAGGGCAGCGCGUUCGCUGUGAUGCAGAGCAUCGGCGUACUGGGCGCGCCGCGGUUCGGGCUGCUGCUGGUGGUACUUUUCCUGUUUGGCGGAGCUCUGUCCGUUUCGCUGCGCGAGACCACCGCUUGAAGCACCCACGAGGAUCCGUGUCCAUUUUCUUUACCUGUAAUGUGAGCGCAGUGCUUGAGCAACGAACAGUCCGUUUUGCGGGCGCAGGUUCCCGACACUCGCCGAGUGUACAUUUACUCCGACUUAUGCCAGCCCUGGCUGAGUCGUCAGCAGAACCGACGAGUACAAAAAACAGAAACUGAGGCAACGUACGAGGUCAGGGGGGUGGGGUUGCAUUUGGGGAAGCUGAGGGAUGAGGGGAGGGUUGUUUGUCG
Fimicolochytrium jonesii is the source of this 798-nucleotide messenger RNA. RefSeq lists its product as uncharacterized. Gene Ontology annotation, cellular component: membrane. Bases 29 to 544 code for a protein of 171 amino acids. The record is from RefSeq and is a predicted model, not a curated record. NCBI's taxonomy places the organism in Eukaryota, Fungi, Chytridiomycota, Chytridiomycetes, Spizellomycetales, Powellomycetaceae. The transcript has a single exon.